Haemonchus placei is the source of this 375-nucleotide messenger RNA. The record is from the annotation of a GenBank genome assembly. Lineage: Eukaryota; Metazoa; Nematoda; Chromadorea; Rhabditida; Trichostrongylidae.
AUGCCUGAAGAACAAAGUAAACAAUGGGGCCAUCUCAUUUCGUCCUGGACAACUACGUCAUUCACAUUGCCGCGUUUACUGACUGACCAUACGUACUCCAUCGAAGGAAUAACACUCCUUCGACGGCUCUCUUCCUCAAAAUCGAGGUUGGCUCCUCUCAACAAAGCAAUAACCAUACCUCGACUUGAACUCGCAGCCUUGAUGACCGGAAACAAGGAAUUGCCAAUUUUUGAUCGCAUUCGGGUCAAAAUCAUUCAGGACGACACAUCGGAUGUGAUCGUCCGACAUAUUCCCGGACAUCUGAAUCCCGCUGACAUCGGAGCUCGCGGAGCAACCACACACGAGUUACUGAGUUCUACACGCUGGUGUGACUGA